AUGACACCCAACAUCUCAGCGUCGACAGCUUCCGACAAAGCCGAGUUCUAUCAGGACCUGGAGCUUCAGAUCCAAGGCGUCACCGACGGCCAGCGCAACUGGGUAACAAACUUGGCAAACAGCUCGGCAUUGAUCUACCACGGCCUGCGAGCCGUCACCGACAAACCCAUCAACUGGGUCGGCUUCUACGUCCUCGACCAAUCCUCCCCAUCUACGAAACAGGCUCUGAUCCUGGGACCCUUCCAGGGAAAAGUGGCAUGCACCAACAUUGAUUUCGGAAGAGGUGUCUGUGGAACUGCGGCUGCUGAGGCGCGGACGAUGUUGGUGAAGGAUGUGCAUGAGUUCCCAGGACAUAUUGCGUGUGAUGCUGCUUCUAAUUCAGAGGUUGUCGUGCCUUUGGUGCUCGAUGGGCGAGUGAUUGGAGUGCUGGAUCUGGAUUGCGAGGUGACGGAGGGGUUUGAUGAGGUGGAUCAGGCUGGAUUGGAGGUUGUGGCCAAAUACCUCGUCCAGGCCUGCGACUGGCGCGGCGUCAUCUAG
This is a messenger RNA of Linnemannia hyalina, 537 nucleotides long. Lineage: Eukaryota; Fungi; Mortierellomycota; Mortierellomycetes; Mortierellales; Mortierellaceae. The record is from the annotation of a GenBank genome assembly.